AUGCCAAACCUCACCUCUACAUGGGAAUUUCUGCUCCUUGAAUUUUCAGACAUCCGAGAAGUACAGAUCUUAUACUUCUUUGUAUUCCUCAUGGUAUACUUGACUGCAGUGACUGGCAACCUUCUGAUCAUCCUUGCUGUAGCCCUGGAUCAUCAUCUCCACACCCCCAUGUACUUCUUUCUCAUGAACCUGGCCGUCCUGGAUCUUGGCACUGUUUCUGCCCUGUUACCCAAAACAAUGGCAAAUGCUUACCUAAACAGCAGGUCAAUUUCUUAUUUAGGAUGUGUAGCUCAAGUUCUCUUCCUCUUUUUCUUUGGGGGCUCAGAUUUUGCCAUCUUGACAAUAAUGGCACAUGAUCGUCGUAUUGCUAUCUGCAAUCCAUUGCAAUAUAAGACAAUUAUGCAUAGAGGAGCCUGCAUUCAGAUGGCGGUCAGUGCAUGGAUUGCUGGUCUAAUCAAUGGUGUGUUACACAGCGGAGGAACUUUUGCUAUCAUCUUCUGUUCCAACAUAAUCAAUCAGUUCUUCUGUGAAGUCCCACAGAUGUUAAUACUUGCCUGUUCGGACAUGUAUCUCGUUGAAGUUGGACUGACUAUACUGACCUCUUUCUUUAUAUUAGGAUGCUUCAUCUUCAUCAUUGUCAGCUAUGUGCGGAUUUUUGAAGCAGUGCUCAAAAUCCCUUCUGUGCAUGGUCAGAAAAAGGCCAUCUCCACUUGCCUUCCCCAUGUCACUGUGGUCUCUUUGCUUACCUUUACUGGCAUCUUUGCCUAUUUGAGGCCUCAGAGUUACAUUUCAUCUGACCUGAAUGUUCUUUCUGCAGUUAUUUAUGCUAUAGUCCCUCCCUUGCUCAAUCCAUUCAUUUAUAGCAUGAGAAACAAAGAAAUCAAGACUGCAUUGUUGAAGCUCUUUGAUUUGGGCAGCAUUCUAAAAUAA
This is a messenger RNA of Sphaerodactylus townsendi, 930 nucleotides long. RefSeq names its product olfactory receptor 14I1-like. The record is from RefSeq and is a predicted model, not a curated record. Gene Ontology annotation, biological process: G protein-coupled receptor signaling pathway. The coding region runs from base 1 to 930 and encodes 309 amino acids. NCBI's taxonomy places the organism in Eukaryota, Metazoa, Chordata, Lepidosauria, Squamata, Sphaerodactylidae. Gene Ontology annotation, molecular function: olfactory receptor activity; odorant binding; G protein-coupled receptor activity. Gene Ontology annotation, cellular component: membrane. The transcript has a single exon.